AUUUCUCACCAUCUCUUUUACUAUCUCUUAAUUAGCUUCUUGCAUUUUCUUGUUGAGUUUUCACUUUUAGUAAUCCUUAAAGAAAAUGGAGUUUACCCUUAAUUACAAAAAUAUUAUGCUUCCUUUAAUUAUGAUGCUAUUGUUUGUUUAUCUUGGCUACGGUCAAGAUUAUACAUGCUCUAGAGCUACCUAUUAUGGUAGUCCCGAUUGUCUAGGAAAUCCAACUGGAGCAUGUGGAUAUGGAGAAUAUGGGAGAACUGUUAAUAAUGGAUAUGUUGCUGGAGUCCACAGACCAUAUAGAAACGGGACUGGAUGUGGUGGUUGCUAUCAGGUACGGUGCAAGACAGGCGAUUGCACAGACGACGGGGUUGUAGUAGUGGCAACGGAUUUUGGGGUGGGUGAUUGGACCGAUUUCCUUUUUACGGCCAAGGCCUAUGCUAAGAUGGCCCGGCCCGGUUUAGAAGCCCAGCUACUCUCGUACGGUGUCGUCGACAUAGAAUACCGUAGAGUCCCUUGUACCUUCCGAGGUUCGAACCUCAUCGUUACCGUACACGAAGGCACCAAAUACCCUUACUACUUUGCUAUUACUAUUGUGUAUCCUAUGGGUCUCUACGAUGUUGUUGGUGUUCAAAUUUGGCAGGAGGACUGCCAGGAAUGGAGGCCCAUGAGAAAGCCCUUUGGUGCAGUUUGGGACAUGGAAAAUCCACCAAGAGGAGGAGGAGCAUAUCGUAUUAGAUUCUUGCUUAGUAUUAGUGGUAGUACUAAUGAUGCCACGUGGGUUGAGUCACCCACUCCUAUUCCUGCUUAUUGGAAAGCUGGGGCUAAUUAUGAACUUACCAUUAAACUCUAAUUAUUAUUAUUAGUGCUAGUAUUAGCUCUACUUAAUAAUGUAUGAACCAUUUUUAUUGGUUGUCGUUGCCACUUUAAUUAUCUUUAAAAACUUGUUUAGUGAUUAAAUAAGAUUAUGGAUUAUCGUUUAUGUUUAUUAAUAAAAUUAUAUUUUAUA
This is a messenger RNA of Spinacia oleracea (spinach), 1006 nucleotides long. RefSeq names its product expansin-like B1. NCBI's taxonomy places the organism in Eukaryota, Viridiplantae, Streptophyta, Magnoliopsida, Caryophyllales, Amaranthaceae. The transcript has 4 exons. The record is from RefSeq and is a predicted model, not a curated record. The coding region runs from base 86 to 850 and encodes 254 amino acids. Gene Ontology annotation, cellular component: extracellular region.